AUGACCGACUUGGGAGGCACAGUAGGCUUCAAGAAGGCAGCAGCCUCGCUUAAGGACUGGGGCCCCAACCCUCAAAUAUGGACGACCUGCUUUCUCGCCUAUCUGGCCGUUGUGGGAUAUCUCUUCAACGGAAAACAUCCCAAAGCAGUUCCCAAUCUACUCAUGUUUAUGAGGCAGAUCCUGGACUUCGCCCAGAUUUAUCAGUGGUCCAUACAAGCUGGCCCAGGUUGCACAAUCAUCAAGAGGGACAUCAAGGAUGCCUUCCGAAUAGUCCCCGUUGCCGAGGAUAACCACCUUCUUGCCUUCCAGUGGACCGAUUCCACUUAUGUUGAAUGCUGCCUCCCCUUUGGCCUCGCAAUGGCCCCGUUUCUCUUCAACCUCUUCGCCGAGGCACUCCAUUGGAUACUCCAAUACCUCCUCCCUACAUUCCAUAUCAAUCAUUACCUAGACGCGUUCAUCGCAAUUACUCAGUCUCCCUCAGUGUCCGACCCCACAGGUCUUUUUGAUGAGGUUUACAACAGAGUCACCGACUAUUUACGCAUUCCUCGGGUUGUAAUAAGACAGAUGAUUUAA
Molecule: messenger RNA, 573 nt
Organism: Penicillium bovifimosum
Lineage: Eukaryota; Fungi; Ascomycota; Eurotiomycetes; Eurotiales; Aspergillaceae
Exons: 2
Coding region: 1-573 (190 amino acids)
Source: RefSeq, a predicted model, not a curated record